Molecule: messenger RNA, 1103 nt
Organism: Sciurus carolinensis (gray squirrel)
Lineage: Eukaryota; Metazoa; Chordata; Mammalia; Rodentia; Sciuridae
Product: holocytochrome c-type synthase-like
Exons: 1
Coding region: 114-932 (272 amino acids)
Biological process (GO): cytochrome c-heme linkage
Cellular component (GO): mitochondrion
Molecular function (GO): holocytochrome-c synthase activity
Source: RefSeq, a predicted model, not a curated record
CGACAGCGGUGACCCAGUGAGAGGAAGGCGGGGACGACAGCAGAUCGCUGUCCUCGGGGCUUGGGUUGGAGCUGGAAAUUUAAAAUAGUUUGGAGUCAACACUGAUUCCAACCAUGGGUUUGUCAGCCUCUACUCCUGCUGUUCCAGUUCAGACCUCAGAAGCUUCAGAUCAUCAGGCAGCAUCACCACCUUCAGGAUGCCCAAUGCAUGAAGGGAAAAUGAAAGGCUGUCCAAUGAGUGCAGAAUCCUCUGCUCAAACCUGUGAGAGCAAAACAUACUCUGUGCCUGCCCACCAAGAUCGUGCAUAUGAGUAUGUGGAGUGUCCUGUUACAGGCGCUGCUGCUAAGAAUAAGGAGAACCUGGAUCCUUCAAAUCUGAUGCCACCACCUAAUCAAACACCAGCUCCAGAUCAGCCCUUUCCUUUGUCUACUGUCAGAGAGGAGUCAUCCAUUCCACGAGCAGAUUCAGAGAAAAAGUGGGUUUAUCCUUCUGAACAGAUGUUCUGGAAUGCAAUGUUGAGGAAAGGGUGGAAGUGGAAGGAUGAGGAUAUUAGUCAGAAAGAUAUGUAUAAUAUCAUUAGAAUUCACAAUCAGAACAAUGAACAGGCUUGGAAGGAGAUUUUGAAGUGGGAAGCUCUUCAUGCUGCGGAGUGUCCCUGUGGUCCAUCAUUGAUCCGAUUUGGAGGGAAAGCAAAAGAGUAUUCACCAAGGGCAAGAAUUCGUUCCUGGAUGGGGUAUGAGUUGCCCUUCGACAGGCAUGAUUGGAUCAUCAACUGCUGUGGCACGGAAGUUAGAUAUGUGAUAGAUUACUACGAUGGUGGCGACGUCAACAAGGACUACCAGUUCACCAUCCUGGAUGUCCGCCCUGCCUUGGAUUCGCUCUCAGCAGUAUGGGACAGAAUGAAAGUUGCUUGGUGGCGCUGGACAUCAUAACCACUGUUUUGUUUGUGAUGCAAAGUAUAAACUAUUUUUUUCUGAGAGAUACAUUAAACUAUUUUCCCCAAACUGAAUUGCACUCACAAUGUAAUGGGACCUUCAAGUGGGUAAUCACACUUCAUCCUCCACUUAGCAAAGGACCCUUGCUCCAUUCAGUUUUGAGCUGCA